Periophthalmus magnuspinnatus is the source of this 2508-nucleotide messenger RNA. RefSeq names its product armadillo repeat containing 2 (gene armc2). Gene Ontology annotation, molecular function: protein binding. The transcript has 17 exons. Lineage: Eukaryota; Metazoa; Chordata; Actinopteri; Gobiiformes; Gobiidae. Gene Ontology annotation, biological process: cilium organization; sperm axoneme assembly. The record is from RefSeq and is a predicted model, not a curated record. Bases 1 to 2481 code for a protein of 826 amino acids.
AUGGCUUCAGCUGAGGGGAAGCCUGACAUCUCCAGUCCAUUCUUCCCACGGAGAAACUCUUUGAUAAAAACCAGCGCUGAGAUCGUGAGCGAAGUCCGGCAGUCUCUGAACGUCCAGUCCACCCAGCGCCCCUUCACCCCUAGAGAUGCUCACAGACAACUGUUUGGGACUAGCUCAGUGCGGGCCAAUGCAGACAACAGGCCCCCAUCUACCUUCAGUCUUCAUGCACAAAACUUUGACACACCUGACUCCAGGCCAGGUUCAGGGACUCGUCUCUCUCCACUUAAUCAUAAGCCCACGUUGCAAGUCCUGGGUGUGGGUGGAGAUCCAGUCCACAUCUUGCCCAAACCCCCUGCUAAUCCCCUGGAGGUGAGGAGGCCUCUGAUAGGACCCCGGGCUCGGCUGCAGCGUGCUGGCUCUCUCCCUAUCAUGCCCCCUGCUGAGACAGAUGGGAGUGAAAAGCUAAAUAAGAGGCCAGAACAAAGGCAGUCGUCUGCAAAACAGCGUCUCAUCCCUGACCAUGCUGCGGUCCACAGUGGUCCCCUCAGACCUGUCCCAAAUACAACACAAAAUGAAAGUAAAGUAUCGUCACAAGGUGCUGACUUGGAUGUCAAAGCCAGCAUGGGUGCAAAAUGUAAAGCAGAUGUGAAGAACAAUGACAGCAAACUGUGCACUGAGCAGGAUUCACAGUCACUGGUCUGGAAUAAUAGGAUUGCUCCUCUUCUGGAACAGCUAGAGGCCAUAGUCGCAGGAGGUCUGAUGGACUCAGAGGUGGGAGAUGAUGGCCUUUGUGAUCUAUGUGACCAGCUUUAUGACACCAUGGCAGCGGCAGACAUUUUGGGGCAUCGCUGUAAAGGCAGGUCUAAGAUACUGCGCACACUUUUCCGCCUCAUUGACCUUAACUCAUCCCGGUUAAACCUGCACAUCGCCAAGAUCUGCCUUCAAUUAUGCGUUAGUGGGAACAACCUUCUGAACAUCUGUAAGCUUGUGUUUAAGCUGAGCCGCAGUGAAAGCAAUGAUGACCUCUUCCAGGACAGCCCUGUCUUAGAUUCACUGUUGGACAUUCUGAGCACUGAGGAUGUGUCUUCUAGUGGAGAGGUGCUUCUGUACUCUGUGGGGACUCUGAAGUUUCUUUCUGGGAACAGGACCAUUCUUAAGCGACUCCUGGACAAAAACUGCGUUGGAGUAUCUCACAAACUAAUUCAAAGGCUCCAGCCCAUAGAAGAAACAAACAUGACUCUAGCAGGACACAUACUUGUACAGUUGACAGCGACCCUGAGGAACCUAGCCAAUCACCCUGAGUCUCGCCCUCUGUUCGUCUCGUUUGGACUUCUGUCUGACCUCUGCCUACUGCUACGGCAACAUCACAAAGACCAGGAUGUCUGCACCAACAUCUCCAGAAUAUUCAGUAAACUCUCUUCCUACUCCAAGUGCCGCCUCGCUCUCUCCCAGACUCAUGGCUGUUACCAACUAUUUUUGGAAGUGCUGAGCCAACACCAUCAAAAGCAGGACCUGGUAGUUCGCCUGUUGUUCACAUUGGGAAAUAUCACAGCCAAAAGUGAUGAGGCUCGACUGCAGCUGUUUCAGUGUGAGGGCAGCGUGGACACCCUUCUCCAGAUCUACAACAGACAUCAGCGAAGAGACACAGACAAAGUACACCCACAACAACAAACUGGGACCCAACAUCCAGGGAAUCCUCACGAGUCUGACGAUGUGCUGGUGAAGUUAGUGCGGGUACUGGCCAAUAUGUGUAUCCACCGCAGUGUAGGUCCCGCACUAGCCAACAACGCAACAUUUAUUCAACUGUUAAUUGAAACUCUAGAGCUGAGGUGUGUCCAGGAGAGUGAGGAGCUGACGGUGAAUACUGCUGCUACAAUCAACAAUCUGUCGUACUACGAACAGCCAAACUCAGCAGUCAGAAACUGUCACCUCACCAUUGCCAAGUUGAUGAUGAAGUUGUUGCUCAGUCCCAGUAUGGACGCAGUACUAGAAGCCACGCGUGUGUUUGGGAAUUUGACACAGUCCAGCGAAGUGCGAGACUACCUAAUGCAAAGUAAAGCACACCCGUUUAUUGUCGCUCUGCUGGACUCCAAAAGCCCAGACGUGUGUUUCUCUGCCUGUGGGGUGCUCACUAACUUGGCCUCGGACGUCGCAAACAGGGAAAGUCUGGCUCUGGUGGGGAUUGCAGCCAAGCUAAUGGACUGCCUCCAAGACUUGGGACAGGGUGACUGGCAGCUCGCGGGACAGCUCUGCCAGGCCAUAUGGAACUUGGCAGGGGGCUGUCCCGAAUCUUUCCUGGAUCAAGAGCAGACAGAAGCCCUCCUGGACAUCCUGACUGCAUACCUAGACAAAGAUGAGGCCCUGAAAUGGAUUCAAAAUGAAGAUUUAAAGGAUUACCACAAAGCAUGCUGGGAGUUGGAGUUCUUUCCCGUGGCUCAAAAACUGUUACAAGGUCUACAACCCUUGACACUGAAUAGUUGAACUGAACAGAAGACUUACUAGUGAAAG